UCUCUUUUUCCGUCCCAACAGACACGGCGCUGAAGACAAAGGCACUCUUCACAGCCUGGACGAGUGUGCCGCGCGUGUCCCACUACCACCCCAUCUGGCGUUAAUUAUAUUGAGGCAGCGAGAGACAGCAAGACACAAGAUGCAGCUGAGCGCCAAUGUGAUGGAGACCUGGAGGCUGACCGAGCUGUGAGGCGCUGAGGGAGUGAGGGCGGGGUGUGCUUGAGGGGGUAGCACACCAUGUCAAGCCCGGUGGAGGACCCACACAGUGUCCCCAGCCCUGCACACGCCACAGAAAACGCGUGCUGUGACCCUGAUUCCUGCCACAACAGGCAGUAAGUGGGUUCAAAUCGCCGUUCGAGUCGCCGAAAAGCCUCCGCGGCUCCUCUAAGGCAAGAUGUAUGGAAUGGUGGGCGGCGGGGGCGGGGCGUCGGGGACCGGCAGCAACAAGUCUAAUUCUCGACGCAACACGCAAUACCGCUCCUCUGCCAACGCUGCCGCAGGCGCCUCCUCCGGGGGAGUGAGCCGCCCUUCCAGGUCCCUCUACCGACGACUCCUAACCUUCAUUAAGCAGGCGUGGACAGGAGUCAAAUUUGGCUCAGACACGGAGCUGGACAUCAUCGAGCAGGAGCCACGAUAUCGCCCCGAGGACAUCAACGCCCUCUGCCGCACCACACACUUCACGCGGGCGGAACUGCAGCGCCUCUACCGGAGUUUCAAGGACCGAUGUCCGACGGGAGUGGUGCGGGAGGAUGCCUUCAAGGAACUCUAUUUCCAAAUGUUUCCCAAAGGAGCCAGCUCCAGCAAGUACCCUCACUACGUGUUCAACAAUUUGGACAAAGAGAGCACGGGUAUAAUCAACUUCGAGGACAUGAUCAAGCUACUCUCGCGCCUCUCCCGCGGCUCUCUAGACGACCGCCUCAAGUGGAUCUUCUCCCUCUACGACCUGAACGGCGACGGCUGCAUAACGCGGCAGGAGAUGACGGACGUGGUGCAGGCGGUGUACGAUCUGAUGGGCAAGCACACCGACACUCCCGUGGACGAGCAGACGGUGGGGCAGAAGGUGGAGACGCUCUUCACGACACUUGAUCUCAACAAGGACGGCGUCAUCACGCUGGACGAGUUCACGGAGGCGUGCGGGCGGGACGGCACCAUCGCCUACAACAUCGACGCCAUGCUCCAGGGUGACAUCAUCUGCCUCAGCUCCGCCGACCCCGCCCCGUCCGACGCUGCCUCUCGGGACAUCAGCAGGUGACGCCACUACUCGCCUCGGAGGGAGCGUAACACCUGCAUCAUCAGAGCAACUACGUGAUUUGGUCUUCAGUGCCAAUAUCCUCUCAGUCGUUAGAGCUGCCGCGUGAUCGAAGUAGAAGAGUUGGCACAUAGUGAUCUUCUCUCUCUCUCUCUCUCUCUCUCUCUCUCUCUCUCUCUCUCUCUCUCUCUCUCUCUCUCUCUCUCUCUCUCUCUCUCUGUCCAGCGUGGCAUGGAGAGGUCAUGUCUGCGGUGUGCCAGCUCUGUUGUGUGUGUGUGUAGAGCGCAUGACAGCGGCCCUUCGAGGAGUAAGGCUACUCGUAUAGUUUGUUGAGUAGUGAAGCCUCUGGGGCAGCACAAGGAGAGGUUAAAGGAGGCACACGGAAUGAGGAUGGCCCAUGAAGUGAUCCCAUGAGGUGUGUGUGUGUGUGUGUGUGUGUGUGUGUGUUGUCAAUGAUAGUCACACACUUGUGUGACCACAACAUGACAAGUAUAUCACGUGCUUGGGUUUUCUGUAUGUUGUUGCUGCGCAGGAGGCUUUCCUAAUGGUGCACAAUAACGAGAUGGAAUUAAUCUUUCCAGUAUUCAAUCUAGAAUGCCACGCCAUGCUUGGAUUUGUGGCGUGACAGUGAGUGAAAUGGUAUGCAAAACAAAGAGGUGUCCUUAAGCUUUUUAGGUUCUAUGAACGAUAUUCAUUUUACCUGCCAUUAAAUUUCAUCAAGGACAGAAGAGGCAGGGAGCCGCCUCACACUCUCCGGGAGGAGUGGGGCGGCGCCAUCUAUCCGGGCCGCCUUAUUCUCCGCCUCGGCCGUUGUCAGAUAAUCAAAACGGGGACAAAAUUUUCCCCAGCCUUAGGACGCCCCGCACCCCGCACUCAUCCACCACUCCUACACUCGACCCAAAUAUUUUGAUUAGUAAAGGUAGAUUUAUAUAUAAAAUGCAUAUAAAUAUAUAUACAAAAGUUUAACGACAUAUUUUCUACUUAAUAGUUAGUUUAUAUAAGACGGUUUGCUAUCCAGGUAGAAUUUCUUUAAAAAAAAGAUAUACCAUAUGAAGCUCAUUUGAAAAGUAUUUAUACUGAGACGAAUAAAAACGUGAAUAAACAAGAGUCCACAUCACAAUUGAGGACUGUUGCCCGAGCGAAGACACGCUAACCUAACUGUGAGUAAGCGGCACGAUGACAAUGCAGCGGUAAGACAAAACACGCAUCCUUUUCUCGGACAGCAUGGGCAGCACUGGCCACAAAGAAAGCCACACCUGUAUCAUUUCACGAAAAAGAACAGUUGGUACAGAAAAAAUACGUUAGUUCAACCUGAUACAUCGUCCCAUCCAAGGAGAGGCUCUUAAACCAUACUUAUUUAAUUAACGUGAGAGGUUCAAAGUCGUAAAAAUACUUGGGAAGGUUCUCAUCUCUAGAGCUCUCGUGUGACCUUCCUUAAUAAUUUUCAUUAAUCUAAAUAUUCCAAUAUUUUCAAAAUACAUUCCUCAAAGGAUACGAGAUGGUAACUUUAAAUAAGUGCCUUCUCAAACCAUUUUAUGCACUACUUUAACUGAGUAUUUACCACCAUGCAAAAUGUGAGCUCCCUAUAACAGUAAAAAAAAUAAAAUAAAUAAAUAAAUAAAUAAAUAAUAAUAAUAGAAAAAGAAAAAAAAACCGCACACACAGGUCAGGUGCAUAAACGACCACUGGAAGCAAUAGACUCACAGCACGUCAGCUUCGUCUGAAGUAUAGUCGCCCAGCUUCGCUCGGGCAAGUUAAACACAACCACCGAAUCAGUACCUAAUAUCUGAAACUUUACUGAAAUUUGCUGCCAGUAUUCUAAAAACACUCAAGAAAAUGUUGUUCAUUCCACUAAUUCCACUUCCGUAAAUUUCAAGCAGAUUUAUUUCGUUACCCUUGACAAAUAUGGUACAAAAAUCAAAUAAUCACUGUGAUAACACAUAUUUUGGCUUCAUUCUUGUUCCCCAACCAGACCCGCCACACCAGACCCUAAAGUGUGACGCACAACACUAGAUAUCACGAUCACGGCUGGUGGCAGUACACAUUGCUACUUAGAAUUGCAUGGUACCUGGAUUCUCAUUCUACCAGUGCGCAUGGCAAAUUCUAUUUUAUUUUAUUUUUAACUUGUCACUCCAUCUGCGGUCAGCUUAAUUUUGUAGGUACUGUACUGUGGAUGACUCUAGCCUAUCACAUCCCCAUUUUGUUAAUACCUGUUGAAAUGGACAUAAUUUUUAGGCAGUAUCUUACUGACCGUUGCUGCUGGACCAUGUAUAUAUCGCCUGCACACCGACAAACGGUGGUGGGUAUUCAGUACUUGGAAGGUCAACACUUCACCAGGUUACUGACGUCAAGCUGAACCAUGGCGGCCGUUCAGUUACUUUUGUGACACAUGGAAGAAAGAAACAGGAAAUAUGAACUACUAAGAAAUACUAUCUGGAACUGAAUAUAAGAUAAUCUACACUUUUUGAAGAGCAUCUCUCUCUCUCUCUCUCUCUCUCUCUCUCUCUCUCUCUCUCUCUCUCUCUCUCUCUCUCUCUCUCUCUCACUGAACAUUUUCACAUUCUCAAGCCAUUACCCAGUAAGCAACAUCUUCCCUGUUCCAUUUUUAGAGGACCAAGGAAUAGCAACAUAAUAUGAUAUACGAGUAAUAAAGAUAUUUUUCGUAUUAACUGCCAAAUACUAGACUAGCUACUUGUUAUGUGUCUCACUCGUAAACAGUCGUAGCAAUGCGUGUGUGGCCGUGUAAUCAACAUUCUCCCUCUAUACUAUGUUUUUCAAGGAGCAAAAUGCUUCAGUCUUGAUGAUAAAUUAAGUUCUGUCCCAAGCAAGGAUCCAGGUACGCUACACUUGACGUGAACCACACAGCAUGUUUACGUCAUCGCCGCGGUGGGCAGCGUCCUGUAGAUAAUCAAAUACAACUGUCAAUAGAGAAAAGAUGAAGGAAAGAAGUCACUUGGAUACGCCCCACAGAUAAGAGGGUCUCAGGUACGUGUACAAUAUGAGCUUUCUAAAAGCUUAACGUUUCCAACAUUCCAGUCAUUAGAAAUGAGAGAGUGUCACUUAAGCUUAGCACACGGGGCUUGGUCGCCUACGACGUAGCGUGUGACCGUGUGUGCCUGUGGUGGCACCCCGAGGGCCGUGGCAGAUGUGAGGGACAGCACAUAGACUAAGGAGGAAUCAUAUCGCUAUUUUAGCCUUUUUUAUGAGUUAGGCAAUGAAUAGUCAUUAUGAUUAAGAGCAUGUUAUCCUACCUGUACUCAAUUACGAUUUAUCUAAUCUGAAAUCGGAUGUAUUGACUUACGUGAUGCUGCUCUGUUCACUCUAAGCAGCCUUGUCGAAUCUUUGUAAAACCAUUAUUGAUCGUAUGUUGUAUUCAGAAUUUUUUUUUUUUUCUGCGUCUUACAGCUGUGAGUAUUACUGACAAAUAAAUGGCAAUUUCAAAUACUAUUGGAGAUAAGAAUAACGCCCUGAGGAGUCUGUCAGACACAGAAGUGAACUAAACAACCAAUUUUGGGGUUGCGUGCGCUGUCACAGAACAAAUUUCUGGAGGAGACGUAUUCCGCAGUAUUCUUAUUCAAAAAUACAGCUUAUCAGAAAAAGAAAUGCUACACCAGAAAAAAAUAAAUAAAAAAAAAAAACAUUCCUUUCAGAGAACAGAAAUAAGUAAAUAAAUAAAUAGAAAUCAACGAAAUCAACUAAUCCUAAAUUUUUCAAAUAAACAGACCGACAAAAAAUGUUUUCAAGUAUUGUUUGAAAUUUCACAUAUAAGGAAACCUUUUUCGCACUAUACAAAUAUAUAUAUAUAUAUAUAUAUAUAUAUAUAUAUAUAUAUAUAUAUAUAUAUAUAUAUAUAUAUAUAUAUAUAUAUAUAUAUAUAUAUAUAUGUGUGUGUGUGUGUGUGUGUGUGUGUGUGUGUGUGUGUGUGUGUGUGUGUGUGUGUGUGUGUACUAAACUUAAUAAGAGAUUUAACAAUUGCCAAAAUUUAACUAGUCGUCUCAUUAUGAUACACAAUAAUUAUUGUUGGUAUCACAGCAACAAAGUAUAUGGAAAAUUUAUACUACAGAUUUGUAUAUAACACAUCCUAGAAUGGCACGCUCAUCUGAAGCAUUACAAAACCCGCCUGGAUUCUGUCUGCGGGUUCAGAGUGAACCAAGUGUGAAAUGCUUAAAAAUUCUCAAGCAAAGUUUCCUUCUUAUAUAAAACAUGUUUUAUAAAACUCAUGAUUGUAUUGUUGUAGAACUACUGUAACCUACUGUUGCUCUUUGUGUCCUGUACCAGUCAAAUACACCAUUAUCGACUCAA
Molecule: messenger RNA, 5551 nt
Organism: Scylla paramamosain (green mud crab)
Lineage: Eukaryota; Metazoa; Arthropoda; Malacostraca; Decapoda; Portunidae
Product: Kv channel-interacting protein 1-like
Exons: 6
Coding region: 395-1252 (285 amino acids)
Molecular function (GO): calcium ion binding
Source: RefSeq, a predicted model, not a curated record